Molecule: messenger RNA, 5121 nt
Organism: Helicoverpa armigera (cotton bollworm)
Lineage: Eukaryota; Metazoa; Arthropoda; Insecta; Lepidoptera; Noctuidae
Product: plexin domain-containing protein 2
Exons: 12
Coding region: 235-1914 (559 amino acids)
Source: RefSeq, a predicted model, not a curated record
CGAAGACGUAUGCGGUUGGUUAUUGAAAAAAGUCUGUGUGUGCCAUUCGUUCGCCAUCGCCGUUGCGUUCGGAACAUUCGGCUUCGUAGUUCGUGUCAUUCGUGUGUUCCUCAAAGUUCGAGUAGCUCUCGGUCCGUCCGUCAGUUCUGCACCGUGCUUCAUUCAAUGACGUUACUUGACAUUCGUAAUUAUUAUAAGCUAAAAUAAACGUCCAUUUUAAUAAAUUGUGAGAAAAUGGAUCGCUUGCGAGUGCGAGUGAACUUUAAAUAUAUAACUAGUGUGUUCCUUUUGGUGUUUGCUGUCAGCCAAUCUUCGUACGCAUGGAACAUAGAAUACGCGCUAGACAGUGGCAGUUCGAGCCCCUUUCGCUAUGACGUGGUGACUCUGCCACGGACCCGCCAGCGGCGAGCCGCGACUGCACCACCUCCCGUGACAAUACCAACCCCACCAGCCUCCGUGCCCUUCGACCCGGCGCCUUCUCCGAAGCCAGCAAAUGUGUCCACGAACGCCACACCGGGCUCCAACAAGACUGCCAAUGUUACUGAUGCAGCUGCGGCCACGGUGAUGUCCGUAACACAAAUCCCGCUGCUGGGUGUCAACGGCUCCGGGAUUCUUCACGUGAACCUCACGGGACAUAUUCCCGGGAACCUGACGGACUCACUGCCUAAAGUCAGUGACCCCAUCGUGCCUGAUGACAAUUUCACCGAUAUCUUCAAAGAAACGCCUGAGAGGAUCAAAUCGGAGGAGAACCUCGCUAAUUUGACCUACGAUCACCACAACUUCUACAACAGUUCGUUCAUCGGCAACCAGGAUUACUUCAGAGAGUACUGGGCUAAUAUCACCAUCAACAAGGCCGAAGUACAUCAGGUGCUCAGCAACUCGCAUAGGCGGGCCACGUCAAUCCAGCUAAGCUUCGACUUCCCAUUCUACGGGCACAACAUUCGUAACGUGACCGUAGCCACUGGCGGCUUCAUAUACACUGGCGAGCAUGUUCACAACUGGCUGGCAGCGACACAAUACAUCGCGCCACUCAUGGGCAACUUUGACACAACUCUCACUAAUGAUAGCAAGAUCAAACUUUAUGAUGAUGGUGAGAAGUUCUCCGCAUUCUGGGAGAACGUGACCCUUCAAGAGAACACGACGAAGAAGUUCACGUUCGCGGUCACUCUGUAUAAGAACGGCGACAUCAUAUUCGCGUACAAAGACAUACCGAUCGAUGUGCAGGAGAUCAACGAUACUGAACACCCUGUGAAAGUCGGCAUCAGUGAUGCUUACCUUACUGAUAAAAUUGUUUUCUACGUUCGCCGCAAGACGAUCUAUGAGUACCACCGCGUGUCUUUCAAGGACCAUUUGAUCACGAACAACACCAUUUUGAAGAUGACUGCCUUACCGACAUGCUUGCAGUACGAUAGCUGCGACUCCUGCCUCAACCAUGAUACUGGGUUCAAUUGCACGUGGUGUCCGCAGAUACAGAAAUGUUCCAGUGGGACAGAUAGGAACAAACAAGAUUGGUUGUUAAGAAAAUGCGAGAAAACAACGAUAGUGAACGCGACGAUGUGUCCCGCGCGAGAGGACGACAGUAGCGGAGUGCCGGCGACUGGCAACACCGCUUAUACCACCGACCAGCAGGCUAAACACGAUACUGUUGUUAACACACAGCCUGAUGCACCAAAACCGGUGAGCGACCAGUCAUCCCAGGCGGCUCCCAUGCCUCACGAAGCUCGGUCCCCGCUCGGCGGCGCCGUGGCAGCGUUCAUCGCCAUCACGCUUAUAUGCGCGGCCGCCUCGUGGAUAUUCUACGCCUUCAAGAACCCUCACACGCGUAGCGGACAGAUACUUAUUAAGUACCGACCUUCCCAGUGGAACUGGCGGCGCGGCGAGGCUCGCUACACGGCCGCCACCAUACACAUGUAAACCGCACGCGACGCAACGCAUCCAGCUAACCAACACUAACUAUAACACGUAUUUAUUGGACGAACCCUUACUGCUCACCACAGAACGGUGCAGCCAUGUUCUAUAGUUACUGGUCUGUCUUUCUAUGGUAUAGACUUAGGCUUUAACUGUAUUUGAUGGUGUAAAAAGCACGUUAUUUGACAAAAUUUUGAAAAAAAAUAACACUUCUUUUAAUUUGUCUAAUAGUCGCAGCUAUGAAUUGGUAAUAUUUCAUUAGUUUCUUACCUAUUUGUAUGGAUAUUGAUUUAUUUAAAAUUAUGGCAUUACUGUAUACAAAGAUUGAGAUAUACAAGUUAAGCAUGGAACUAGGUUAAAAUCUAGGACAGUCAACAGAACGUGCUUAAUAUAGUUUUAACCUAAAUAAAGGGUACUAUAAUCAAAAUCAGUGACUUAAAAUCCUUAAAGUAUCAUAAGAAGACAAAUAGAAGAAUACGCCUUUUUAUCAGAAAAACUAGAUGUGAAUUUGCAAAAUACUACAUCAGUAUAGAAAAAAAAUAUGUCUGACCAAUGGUCGAUUUUACAAAUGUCUGCCACGGUAGAUUAUAAUAUAAUAUUUGGAUAUAGUUGUUUUUUGUAUUUGUACACGAUUUUCUAUACACUUGUAGCUACACAGGGUCAAAAACACUUUUGAGGAAUAAAAUUGAUCUUAGUACCCUCACACUUUUAAGUCUGACUUAAGUAAGUAGCUUACAUGGCUUGCAAUAAAUAUACAGAUUUGAAACUUUUUACAACUUACAGAAGUCACUUAAAAGUGUAAAGGGUUACACAAUGUUCUAAGUAGAAAUUUUCUAAAUCAUACACUUUUUUAUCAAAGUAUAUUGCAAAAUGAUAACUGUAUUGUGUCUUUGACAUUCUGAUAUUUUUGUGACACUAUAAAACUAAAUCCUAAAAAUUCUAGGUAUUUCCUUUAACAUCGACAUGUUUCUAGUAUAUAAAAACUAUAUUAUUGUUCUAUAGUGUCACGGUAAUAGUCAGAAUUGUAAAAUAAAUCAAAAAAUGCAAGAAAAAUCGUAAUAUUUAUGAUAUUUUUUAACUAAAAUAUUGUAUUAAAAAGAAUAAAUCAAUUACUAUAUAUCAAAUUAAGUAGCACUUGUAACUACCACAUUUAUAAUAUGAUAUACACAUUUAUACAUACUAUACUAGAUCUGUAUGAUAAAAUUAACUUCAAAUCGAAUAUUAUAUUGCUAUGAUUUUUUCUCAAAAUAAUAUUAUUUUCUAUUUAAAUUGUAUUUGUCACAAAAUAUUUUAUAUAACGAACAUGAACAUUGUAAAAUGGAUGUUAAGAAUUUGUAAAAGACCUUUAUUUACGUGUUUUAGUUAGCACAUUAAGCAGCUAAUAUUUCAACUAAAAAUAACUUAUAGAACAAACCAUUUUGUCCUAUGUAUUUUGUACAAUAUUUUUAAGUGAACUAUUUCACGAAUAUGGGAAAAUACAUUGUGAUCAAUGGAAUAUAAUUUGUACAUAAAUUGCUCUAAAAUCAUGGUUGAUAUUAUAUUAUGCUAUCUUUAAAUCGUGCUGAACAUGAAAAGUAUUUUGUUCUAUAAGUUAGUUCCCUCAUCAUUAUAUAAAAAGUUGGUUUAUAUGAAUCUAUGUGCCUUUAAAGAGUUCCGUAAGUAUCGAAGGAUCCGUCCUGAGUUUUAUGAAUUUUUGUAGUGUUUGUGAAUACCCGCCGCGAAUUACAGAAAUGUUCCCACGUUUUGUAACAAAACAAAAUUUGGUAGCAAUCUCGAAGUUUCUUUAAUUUGUGGCUUAUAUCAUUACUUUAGUACGUAUUAGCCUAACGCGCUCACAAUCGCAAAUAAUUGUCAAUUCUUAGAAGUUUGUAUUUCAUUUGGAAUUUUCUAGAUUACGAUUUUAAGUCGCACCUCCACUCCAUAUGCUCGUGUUUUCAGAUAAAGAUCAAAAAAACAAAGUGGUUAAAGUUUUCGAAGAUAGACAUAAAAUUAUAUUGCCAACGGCUUUUAUGUCUAUGUUCAAUUACUAAUAAUACAAAUUCUCUUGUUCAUCCGUCUAUGUAUUUCGGACAUUCAAACAUAUCAAAUAGCUUAUUUAUAUAGAAUUGCAACACGAGCCUAUGAAUUUCAGGCGACACUGAAUAAAUGUACAAAACUUAAGAAUCUCUUACCCAACUGUCAGUAUAUUUUAUUAGAAAUAUAGAUUUGUUUUCUAACGAUUUCAAUAGUACUUGUUUCUAUUUGUUAAAUGUUCAAUGAAGUGUAUCGAAAAAUUGGUAUCAUAUAGUGAUUGUAAUGAUUUUGUUUUAUCAAUAAUCUCGAAUAGUAAAUAGAACAGCAAGUACUAUAAAUCUCAUUACUUUGUAUUAUAGUUGUGCAUGCAUGCUCAGUCUGUCCAAAUGCAAAAAUGAAUGAUGUCUACACAAUAUAUUUUUCUUACAAUUUACGUUAAAUCGUCCUUGAUGAACAAACAGUAGAACACACUGAAAUCGUGUUAUUGGCGAAUUACUUAAUUUUAUAUUUUUUGUUAAUUUGGCUUAUAAGUUUAUUUUUAUAUAAAAACUCUUAAGAUUAGUUUAUUAAAUUUUAUUUCAUACUAAAUUGAAGUGUUCUAUUAAAUUUUGAGAUUUUGGAAAGUUAUACAAAAGUAUUAUAAAAUGUACCUAUAUUCACUUCAUUAGUGCCGGGUGAAGGGUAAAUCGUAUAAAUAACAUUUUUAUGAAAUAAACAAACACCACGCGUAAGGUUAAAUUUUGUAGUUUUACACGUUUAUAUUAUACAAAUUGAAACAUUUAUUGCCAUGAAAUGGUCUUAGUGUAAGGCAACGCGGUCUUAAUUUAUAAAGUAAAAUUCCUUACGGAACUCGUUGCGUACCAAGUGCAAUGCGACAUGAAAUUAAACCCGUACGUCGUUUGGUGUUAUUAGUUUUAGAAAAUAGUGAUAUUAUUAUGUAAAAUAUAUUAACCUAUGCUAAUCUACUUUGGGAUGUUUUUUUAAAUUAUUUUUUUACUCAUAACAAUCGUAAAAUCUGUACACCAAAGAAGUAGAUCGCGUUUGAUUAGUAUGUGAAGUGUCGCUCAAUCAUCAAUCGAUUAGAACGUUAAUGUAACAUGGAAUUAUUGUAAAUUAUAAUUUUAAGGUACCAUUCCGACGUUUUCUUUUGCAUUAAGGGACCAUUAUAAAAGUCUACAAUAAAUCCUGCCGUUGGAAGAA